This is a messenger RNA of Neolamprologus brichardi, 1670 nucleotides long. The record is from RefSeq and is a predicted model, not a curated record. NCBI's taxonomy places the organism in Eukaryota, Metazoa, Chordata, Actinopteri, Cichliformes, Cichlidae.
GCGCGGCUGUUCGCUGUAGUCAAGAUAGUAGAUUGAACUAGAGAAGUGAUAGCUAAACUUUAGCAACAAUGGAGUGGACCCCGAUGGAAAUCAAUCCAGAGAUGCUGAACAAGAUGAUGGGAAAGCUGGGCGUUGGUGAAAGCUGGCGCUUCGUCGACGUGCUGGGGCUGGAGGGUGAGCAGCUCUCCUCCGUGCCGAAGCCGUGCAGUGCCUUGAUGCUGCUCUUCCCCUUAACGCAACAGCAUGAGUCUUUCAGAUCUCAGCAAGCUGAUAAGGUUUCAGGAGGUUCUGAGGCUUAUUUCUUGAAGCAGACAGCAGUCAAUUCCUGUGGCACCAUUGCCCUGCUGCAUGCUGUGGCCAACAACAAAGACAAAAUGACUUUUGAUGGUGCCUCUGCCUUGAAGAAAUUUCUGGAUGAGACGGCAAAUAUGUCUCCUGAUGACCGUGCCAAACAUCUGGAGAAAAACAAAGUAAAGUCAAUGUUAGACCUGUGUUGGACAACUUCAUAUGAGAUUGCUGUUAUGAGCAGAUUAUUCAUUUUGUCUCAACCUUCACAGCCAGAAGCCGAUAAAGUCAACUUCCACUUUAUUGCCUUCGUCAAUGUAAAUGGACAGCUGUAUGAAUUUGAUGGGAAAAUAAAUGGACCAGUGAACCACGGUCCUACCAAAGAGGAGUCCUUUGUAAUGGAUGCAGCCAAAGUGUGCCGUGGAUUUAUGGAGAGGGAGAAAGGUGAAGUGCGCUUCUCUGCGGUGGCUCUCUGUCAGAAUUAAGAUGUUUAGUAGGACACAAAACUGAGCAAAUUGUAAACCAAAAUGUCCUGGAGCGUUCACAUGGCAAACAAUCAACAGGCAACCUGUGUGCGCAUACAUCUGCAGACACUAUGCACUAAAGCACAUUGUUUCCACAUUUCUCUUAUUUCAUGAACAAAGUCUUGUUUAGCAUUAACACAUGUACACAAACACAAUCAGAGCCCUUUGUUCUGCAGACACUAACAGUACAAGCCUGUCCAUACAGUUUAAUGUGGUUUAGCUGUGAAUCUGUACAGCAUGUGGUCAUUACCACUGCUUGUGUGCACAUGUCUGCAAGUUUUUUUUCCACUGCAUCUGUGUCGAGCUCAGAAGACUGAUGUUAAAAUACCUUUUGUGCCAACAAGUGUGACAGAUGAGACAAAAGAUGUUGAGGGAAGUUUUGUUUCUGAAUCCCUUUAGUUUCUGUGUGGUUGAGUUCUUAAUCUGAUGUUCUGCUGAAUAGCCCAAAUGUAUCUGUAGGAAUAAUCAACCAUUGUUUAGAGCAAGGAAGAAACCUUCUCACUGUUUUGAAACGUCUCUGGAAAAUUGAGGUUCUUUCUGAUAAGCUUGAGUUUAGUGUGAGCGCAAAUCAGUUCAGUUCAUUGUGGUGUUCAAAAAAUGAACAGGCACCUUAUUUAAAAACCUAAGGAUCCACAAAUGAUCAAACUCACAUACCCUUACUGUGCCAGUUUAACAGAUAAUACAACUUCCAAAGUAAAGUAGGGAACAUCUGAAGUGCUACUGUAUGUUGGUUGUUGUGCAGUGCUGGGUGUCUGGCUGUGUUUGAAUUGUUUACCUUUCUGCACUUUCAAAUCCUAUGUUGCUGUCGUUAUACUGUUAAUACAGCUGUGGGAAUAUAAUAAAGCAACUGUUGUCUCCUUG